Messenger RNA from Cephus cinctus (wheat stem sawfly), 650 nucleotides. RefSeq lists its product as uncharacterized. The record is from RefSeq and is a predicted model, not a curated record. The coding region runs from base 118 to 468 and encodes 116 amino acids. NCBI's taxonomy places the organism in Eukaryota, Metazoa, Arthropoda, Insecta, Hymenoptera, Cephidae. The transcript is spliced from 4 exons.
AAGAUCGUAGGAGCGUCACGUCGCAAUCCUAACGGAAAUAUUUUCGUGUCUAUGAAAAAAUAUGUACGAAAAAUUUCAUGAUCUGCGAAAAUAUCUACGAAAUUCAAUUACUGUUUCAUGAAUAGUCCUGGAAAUUGGAACUGUUUCCUGGAUAUUUGUACAGGGAGAGAAUUUUCGAGGGGACUAUCGCAAUUUGAUAUGAUGCUGCCUGGAGCUUGGUUUGAAUUGAUAGCAGCGACACUAUUUGCGAUUUUGUUACUGGCAACCAGAUAUCGACCACCAUGGUGGUUCUGGAACGGAACUUCAGUCAAAGCCGGAUGUACGUCCGAGGAAAAGUUGAAUAGACGUCGUAAGACUGUUAAAGAUGUUCCUGGACCGUUCUCUUUGCCGAUCAUCGGUACGAGAUGGAUUUUCUCGAAUUUUGGAGGUUAUCAAAUGAACGAAAUUCAUGAAGCCUACAAAGAGUAGAUCUCAAUCGACGCUACGGCCCUUUAUGCAAGGAGGAGGCUCUUUGGAAUUGGCCGGUGAUUUCUAUUUUUUCUCGUCGUGACAUCGAGACGGUGCUAAGACGUGCUUCGAGAUAUCCUCUGCGUCCACCUUCAGAAGUCAUUUCGUACUACCGACAAUCUCGGCCAGACCGCUACACCAAC